AUGGAAUUGCAAGACAUCAAGGGCAACACAGCAUUCUGCUUCGCCGCUGCGUCUGGGAACAUGGACAUUGCUCGCUUGUUGCUGCACAAGAACUCAUUCUUGCCUCUCAUCAGAGGCGGAAAUGGACGCACCCCUCUUCACUUCGCUGCCAUGCAAGGAAGAUGCCACAUGACCCGCUUUUUGUAUGAUCUCACCAAACCUGUCUUUCAGGAUCAGGACUGCCAACUCUUGUUCUUCACUUCUAUCCACACUGCCAACUAUGUGGACAACCAAAACCAAAGUAUAAUUCACACAGCGGUUUCGCAUCGCCAUGCUAGCAUAUUCAAUUUAGUGCAUGAAAUAGGGUCACAUAAGGAUAUCAUAGUAACAUAUAUAGUGGAAGGAAGUAACACAUUAUUGCAUUUGGCUGCAAAAUUAGCCCCACAAGGCCAACUUGAAUUAGUUUCUGGAGCAGCAUUCCAAAUGAGCCUUGAGUUAAUAUGGUUUGAGGAGGUGAAGAAGAUAAUGCCACCAUCAUUCAUAAAAUUGAGAAAUUCUGAAAGCUUAACUGCUCAAGAAUUGUUCACUAGGGAGCACGAAGAACUAAGAAAAAAGGCAGAGGAUUGGAUGAAACGCACUGCUGAAUUUUGCAUGCUUAUUUCGACCGUUAUUGCAACAGGAGUGUUCUCUACUGCAAUCAACAUACCAGGUGGCAUCGAUGAUCAAACGAAAAAACCAAAUUACUUAGACAAAACCUCGUUCCUAGCAUUUGCAAUAUCAGAUGCAACUGCAUUCAUCUCAUCUGCAGCUGCAAUAUUAAUAUUCUUUUCUAUUCUUAUAUCACGUUAUGCAGAGUAUGACUUUUACAAGUCAUUGCCCUUGAAGUUAAUUUUCGGAUUGAUAACGCUAUUCAUCUCC
This is a messenger RNA of Cajanus cajan (pigeon pea), 897 nucleotides long. RefSeq lists its product as uncharacterized. Gene Ontology annotation, molecular function: protein binding. NCBI's taxonomy places the organism in Eukaryota, Viridiplantae, Streptophyta, Magnoliopsida, Fabales, Fabaceae. The record is from RefSeq and is a predicted model, not a curated record. Gene Ontology annotation, cellular component: membrane.